Molecule: messenger RNA, 888 nt
Organism: Rhinichthys klamathensis goyatoka
Lineage: Eukaryota; Metazoa; Chordata; Actinopteri; Cypriniformes; Leuciscidae
Exons: 5
Coding region: 231-833 (200 amino acids)
Source: RefSeq, a predicted model, not a curated record
UUAAAUCUGAUGUUAAAACAAUGCACAAGUGUAUUUUAAUGAUUUGAGUUACAUACUUUGCAAUAAAACAAAGCUGUUAAGAUGAUCCUGAUCUUGACAAAACGGCAAGACAGCAUUGUGAAACCCACACCAUUUUUGUCGGAGUUAUUCAGAAAAAGUGAUUCUUAAGAACUGUGGGAAGCAGGAGGCAACUUCAGAGGAACCGCGAGCAUCACGCAUUUCACCAUAAGAUGAUGAUUCGCUUGAUAGUGUUGGCGUUGAGCCUUAGUAUAGUAGUCGGACUCGGCAACGAUGAACUCACCUUCGUCACAGCAGAUUGCAGAGUUGAUAUAAUUUUGCCUUGUGCCCUUCAAAACUGUAAGAACUACACCUCUGUUACGUGGUACAAGUUCUACAAUAACAGCAGUGACAAAUCUACAAUGACAAUCCUCAAAAAGUCAGAAAAUGUCAUCCAAACAGAUAAGCACAAUGAUUCUGUGUCACUGGAUAAAAACGCAUCUUUGGUCUUGAGGAAAGUUGCUCCUUCAGAUUCCGGGAUCUACAAGUGUUUAAUUAGAGCCAAGGCUGGAGGAAAGAACUGUCAAAAGUCGUUUAGACUGAAUAUCUCAGAUUGUGUGUCAACACCUUCACCCAUUAUCGUUGAUUACUCCACCACUAAGUUUAUUAAUGGGUCAUGGGCAAACAUCAGCAUCCCAGUGACUCAUGUGGAUGAUUCAGAGCUCUUUGUCUUCUGGGGUUGUGUAGGACUAGCUGUGAGUAAACUUGUCCUCAGUGCUGUGUGCAUAUGGGUUCUCGUUGAGUUCAGACAACUUAGAAGAAGAAGACAGACCUAGAUCAACCAUUGUUUUUCAUCACCUUCUAUGUUUGUUUCCAUAUCGUCUAUAUAAA